This is a messenger RNA of Acanthaster planci (crown-of-thorns starfish), 12267 nucleotides long. RefSeq names its product mediator of RNA polymerase II transcription subunit 13-like. NCBI's taxonomy places the organism in Eukaryota, Metazoa, Echinodermata, Asteroidea, Valvatida, Acanthasteridae. Gene Ontology annotation, biological process: positive regulation of transcription by RNA polymerase II. Gene Ontology annotation, molecular function: transcription coactivator activity. The record is from RefSeq and is a predicted model, not a curated record. Gene Ontology annotation, cellular component: mediator complex.
CUAUUCCGCUAUUGCGUCAAUAAACACAAUGAGUAUGCAGAAAGCCACGCAACAGACAGAAAAAUACCUAGACAGCUUCCCUUUCACGCAAGAUUGAUAGCCUUUUCUAUCAGAAAAUUUCAUUUAGUUGUGAUAUGAUGAGCUAUUUUGGUGAAAAACUUGAGAAAAAACGUGAGGCCUGCCGUGUCGCAUAGCAGGUGCAGGAAACAACAAAUUUGAAUAAAAGUGACCACGUGACGUCUUUUGGCCAAUCCAUCAAAGGGUAAUUACCGCCUGAGUAUUUUGCCCUUCACUGUGUCGCCAUUACGUUACGCGAAGCGGACUAAAGCCGCCCCCGUGGUCGACGUUAUCUCGGAUUUUUACCCUAUUUCUUGGAUCAUACUGCCGCAACGGUCGUGGAAUAUACGAGAGCCAUGUGUCGAGUAUGACUGCCGCAAAUUCGGCGGCGAAUGGUGCCAGUUUGGAAGAUUGUCACACCAACUUGUUCGCCCUGACGGAUCUCUCGGGCAUCAAAUGGCGUAAGUUCAGCUACGAUUGCCCCCAGGAGCCACUGGGGCCCCUGGAGGACCCCGUCCUGGUCUCCUACUCUCGCUGCAUCGCGGCCAACAUCCUCAGCGUCUGGCGCCGCGUCCCCUUCAUGAACACAGACCUUCUGCUCUCCCUUGACGUGCCCAUGAAACCGGACCCCAUCUGGACCAAGGAGCUCUGGAUUUACUGGUAUGGGGACGACCCAAAUCUGGAGGAGAAAAUCUCGCCGGAUCUCAAAGAAGUUGAUGAGGGCACAUGGGACAACGGACUGUCGUACGAGUGUCGUACCCUCCUUUUCAAGUCUUUGCAUAAUCUAAUAGAGCGGUGCCUGUUGAGCCAUAACUAUGUCCAUCUUGGCAAGUGGUUUGUUCGUCCCUACGACAGCCUUCCUGCCUCCCCUGAUUCAUUCAAUGACCACCUGUCCUUUGCCUUCAGUUUCUUCCUCCAUGGUGAGAGUACAGUCUGCGCCAAUGUGGAGGUUGCCCUCCACCAGCCUGUCUGCAGACUGUCACUGGACCACUUGGCCCUAGCACAGGGCUCCGCCACUGGCUUUCAAGUCAUUCUCUCUCCGUACGGUCUGAGCGGUGUGCUGACCGGCCACUCCUACAAAGCGAGUCACUCUGCUAGUCGGCGAAUCCUGAAUGAGUGGCACCACUUCUAUCCAAUCAAGUUUCAGGGGGAUGAGGAAAGCAGGGACACGCCCUUGGAUGAGGACAGCCUGGAAGAUGGCCUGCCAGCUGUUGUCGAUGUCCUCGUUGCCGGAGUGCGCAUGCUGUACCCCACUGCGUACGUCCUGGUACCUCAGAGCGAAGAGAUGGCCCAUGUUCCCAUCGCACCCAUGCCGGGGACCACCUAUCUACCCCCUCCCCCGGUUCAGAAUGCCGGAGCCAGGAUACAUGGCAUCACAGCAGCAGCCAUGUCCUCAAUCUCGCUAACUCCGCCCACCUCCCCACCUGACCAGCCAUUGCCAGGUGAGGCUAAGAUCACCAUGGUGUCAUCGGGUGUGUACGCGAGUGCCCCGGACCCGGCCCUGUUCCCCGCGGAGUCGGACCUGCUGUCUCCACAGAUGCUGGCGGGUCGCAUGGCCGGCAGGCUGUGGCGGGAGCUGACGGUGCCAGCCCCCGAGGUGCCGUCAUCGCAAACGGUUGCUGCCCCGUCAGUGGAUUCCAGUGUGCUCCCGUCCGAAGAUGGCUCGACAGCAGCAGCGACGGUGCCAGCAGCCGAAACCAGGAGCACGGCCACCAAUACCACCGUCACCUGGGACUUCAACGACCCCAGUACCCGGGCCAACUGCAGCUGCUCAAGGCAAAAGUCAUUGAAGCAGAAGGGAGGUUUGGCUUUCAGUAAGUCCCAUCCCUCCAGUCACAUGAGCAGCAAGCACUCCAAGUCAGACUCCAAGCAGGAGCGUCAGCAGCGCAACCAGCGGCCUGUCACGCCAUUCCACCACCGCACCAUCACCUGUGAGGAUAUCCUGGCCCUGGAGCAGGAGGCAGUCAACCAGCGGCUUGCUGCCCAGCAGAGUGCCCUGCCCAGCCUGCCGGCCGGAGCAGCCACAGGCCAGGCCCAGCCCCAGCCUUUGCAGCAGCAGCAGCAGGACAGCAAACUCACCCAGGGCAAGUUUACCCAGCCCAGCCCGGCUGCCUUCCGCCCUAUGGGGCCCGUUGACUCGGUGCUGACCGAAUCACCGCCCUCUGUUGUCCCCUCGCCCCUGUUGCCACCACCUACAGGUGCCACCACAAGCGCCAACGAGAGAACUAUGCCCGCACUGAGCCCUUACCCUCCUCCCAGGAGUGGGAGUGAUUCGGGAACGCCCACGGCCACCAGCGCGCCGGCCAUCUUCGCACGGUCGGAUGCAAUUCCUGUGAACCAGGACCACCCGGACGGGCUACCGGUACCGCCCAUGAUGGGGACCGCCCAGAUGAUGGACUCAAUCCCCAGGGGGAUGGACGCUCACCUGAUGGCCGAGCAUCAGAAAGAGGAGCGGGAGGAGGACCCAUUGUGGCAGUGCUUCAAACUUCCCAGUGGAUUGGACUGUAAGCGACCCCUGCUGCCUGCUCAGUGUUACGAGUUGGACGAUGCAGAUGGCGGAGGUUGGGAUGCACUCUAUGAGAUGGACAAUAACAUCGAAGUGUUCUCCCAACCCCUGAAGAAGUUGAAGCCAGAGAGACCUCUGCUGACCAACCAGGACCUCCUGUCAGGCAACUUCAGCGUGGACCAGCUGGAAUACAAACCCGCGCAGCGUGCUGCCUCACCAGAACCUGUUGACCCGUAUGAGUUCAUGGAGCACGACCCCUCGCCAACAAGUCGGGUGAUAUCUUAUCGCAGCCGCGGCAAGGACGUCAAGGGGAAGCCCAAGGGGCUGGCCCCGCGGCGGAACAGCAACCGCAAGGAGCGCAAGAAGCUGGAGGAGGAGGCGGUCCGGCGGGCGGAAGAGGAGAAGAUGAAACAGGAGCAGAUGGCCCAGGAGCAGAUGCAGAGCAACUCAGUCGAUGACAAGGGCCCCAUGUCCAACCAGUCUGUAGGUCGGCUGGAUUCCAGUAGCCUGAUGCAGGUCAAUGACCUCAAGGUCACCUACGAGGACCUGGAGCAGCUGUUCCAGCCCUCGGACGACGAUGAUGAUGGGGGUCCCUUUGAGGAUAAGAGUCUUGGACCGCCAUCAGAGGAGGCCAAACCUCUGCCGGGGAACACAGGCCCUGUCGGGGGAGCCUACAACAGUGCGACAGAGCUGGCCGUGAUGUUCCCCACCCCGCCCUCGCUGGAGCAGCAGAACUCCGCCUUCUCCCCUCUCAACCAGCCCUGCCAAGAGUACCUGAAUCAUGGUUCGGUGGCGGGCUUGACACAGAUCGAGCAGAGCAGUCUGGGUGACAUCUCGGAGGUGGAGGUGGAUGACACCAUGGGGAGUCCCAAGCCAGACUCCAUAGAGGACUGGAGCUAUGUUUAUAAAACACCGAUGAUAGAACGCUUCGUCGGAGCAAGCAUGUACGCACCUCUGAAGUCAUUACCAAGUAGCAAGCUACCUCCCCUCAGGAUACCAGAGAACUGUAUCUACAAACCCUCCUGGCAGAUUCCACUCUCACCAAAGCCAGAAUUUAUACCUACAACCAAAGAAAGUGCAACAUCCGGUGGUGGUCAGUUGAUGAACUCACCAGCCUCUGCUGCCGUCCCUGUGGGUGUGUACCCUCCUGGUAGUCAAGGACCAAGGAGCGUCGCUAACACCGACAUUGCCCCCUCCCCGGCCUCCGAGGCCUCCUCCUACAUCAAGAAUCUCAACUCGCUGGAGUCGGCCUCCCUGGGCUCCAACAUCCCGGAGGCGCACAGCCUGACAGUCAACCUGGUGCUGUCUGACUCCCAGCUCAACCUCUUCAAGGACCGGAACUUUGACAGCUGCGUCAUCUGUGCCUGCAACAUGACCAUCCGUGGCAGUGAGGCAGCUGCCGCUCCGGGCUACGACACGCUGGGCCCUUGCAGCUGCGGCUUCAGCGCCGUCAUGAACCGGCGCUACGGCACUGGCAGUGGGCUCUUCGCGGAGGACGAAUCUGAAAUAACAGGCCAGUACGGCGACGUGGCCCUGUGGGCCUACCACCGGGACAACCCCAUGCUGGCGGCUGACUUUGCCCGCAAGGACCCCCUGGCCCAGGAGGGCGGACUGACGAGACUCUACACCAGAGACGGGGUGCCAGUGGGCACGGACAUCCUGAGAACUUCCAAUGCGCUGUUGCGCUUGAUUCAGGAUCAGUGUAACACGCCCUACUCCACCUUAUGUCGAUUAAAUUGCAUUGCUAAGCGAAAGAACAUAAACAGCUCAGGUCAGCUUGCCAGAAGUCAGCUAGAAAUAGAAGACGGUUGCGAGGUGUGUUUUGCAGCCUUAGAGCAGGGUCGUCAGGUAGCCGAGAACUCCAGCAACGCUAAGCUGGACGACACGCUCCUCAAGAAUUCAUGCCUACACAGCUGGCCUUAUACCCCAGGCCUUUACCGCAGCCAGCUGUCCUCCCAGGACAUCGUACGCACCCUCUCCUCCUUACAGCCCCUCUUGCAGGACGCCAUCCAGAAGAAAAGGACCACGAGGUUAUGGGAGCGGCCCUACACGGUGCAGGGACCCCUCACCUGGCAGGUGUUCUUCAACCUCGCUGCAAAAGGCUCAUCAGAGUCUCCCGAGCCGCUCCCCAUUCCUCCCCUGCUGGUCGGCUACGAUAAAGACUGGUUGUCGUCAUCGCCCUACGCCCUGCACAACUGGGAGAAACUAUUACUGGAGCCCUACAGCACCGCUCGGGACAUUGCCUACGUCGCCCUCGUGCCUGACAACGACUUCAUCCUGCAGUGUGCCAAGAGUUUCUUCAGGGAAGUCACGGCUGUUUAUGAGAGCUGUCGACUUGGCAGACACGCACCUAUUGCCAAGACACAGCGUGACGGCAUCUUCAGGAUCGGCAGCAAGUACGCCUCCAAGGUAGCAGAGGAGCCCGUGGACGAUUGGUUCUCAGAAAUAGCACACUUGCCGGAUUCAUGCAAGCUGAAGUUGUACGCUCAAGUCUGCAAAGCCUAUGUGGGUCCCUUCUUGAGUGGAGACCCGCCCGACCACACCCUCUUUACCACCUCCCGUCAUGACAGAUCGUCAUCUUCGUCAUCAUCGUCAGCCCUGUCUAACCUCAGUAACGUCCCUGGGUCCACCUCAGUCGUCCCCGGCGGCACCCACCACCUAGCCGGGGCUGGCCAGGGUGGCGGCUCGGGCGUGGCCGGGAUGGGCAGCAGUCAGGGUAGUGGUGGGGUGUCCUCCUCCAUGUCCCAGGGAAUGUCUUCCGGGGACGGAUUGGGAUCAGUGGCAGGUGCUGGUUCACAACAGGGUAACAUGAACAUGCCGGCUCCAAGCACAACAGGGCCAGCAGGAACAGGCUCUCAGCAGGAUGCUUCCUCUUGCUCGGACAAGUCAGACUCCAAGGAGAACGAGACGGGCAUCAGUAUCCCCGAGGACAGCGACUGUGAGAAGCCGCCUGCCCCGGCCGUGGUGGUAUACAUCGUGAACCCCUUUGGCCUGGAGGAGGAAGACUAUGGGGGUGGGGGAGGAGUGGAGCAGUCGGUCUCCAGCCUGGCCUUGCUCAAGAGCUUCGCCGAGGUCCAGAACCACGUGCAGGGGGAGCUGAGGAGGAACCUCAUCCUGCAGAUCAUCCCACUUCGCCAGAUCCUUCAAGUGGCCAACAGCGACAUGUCGUCCCGCCUCCUGAGCCAGAUCAAGUGCCACGCCUUCUCUGUCUUCUCCCAGAGCCGGCGCCACCUGCAGCCUUCCGUUGCCGGCCAGAGCCUGACCGGCUUUGGGCCGGCUGCCGAGCUAGACCGGAUCCUCAAGAGCAACAAGGGCCCAAAGCCCCAGUAUCGCCUCUACUCCCCGCCCUACAUCCUGACCCCUCUGAAGGACAAGCAGACGGAGCUGGGUGAGUCGUUUGGCGAGCUGCGGCAGGCCUGCUGUGAGCUGUUCUGCGGCUACUGCCUGUCCCACGACCAGCGCCUGCUGCUGGUGGCCUGCACAGACUCCAAGGGCGAAAUGAUGGAGACGCAGGUCAUCAACAUUGACGUGCCUAACAGAAAACGAAGGAAAAAGGUGUGCGUGCGGAACAUUGCCCUGAUUAAGCUGUGGGACUUCCUGAUGGGUGUCAUGUCCAAGACGGCCGUCCCCUGGAGACUGGUGGUCGGCCGCUUUGGCCGUCUUGGCCAGGGUGAACUCAGGGACUGGAGCGCGCUGCUCAGCAGACGCUCACUGACCACCCAGAGCCGCACUCUGAAGGAUAUGUGCAACAUGUGCAACGUGACGGGCAACAACGACUACCCGUGCAUCCUGAGCGCCUGCCUGGUGUCCAUGGAACCCGAGCCGGGCUUGCGCAUCAUGGCCGACUCGGUGGCCGCCGACAAGUGCAGCAAGAAUGCCCAGCGGGACCAGCCCUCCUGCCAGCUGCACACGCCGGAUGACGCCACCUGCACCCACAUUCAUGUCUUCCCCACCAGCGCUACCAAGCAGGUGGCUAGCGGGCCUUACCAGGCCGAGCCCAUGAUGGACCUGUCCUUCACAAAUCCCACGGACAACGUGCUGCCAGCCGACGAUGAUCUCCUCUUCAUCACAGAGGGGCUGGGCAACCAGGACCUGGCCCAGAUCCUGGGGCUGGGCUCCCCAACCAACAUGGGCUCACCAGUGCCUUCCCCCGGUGGUGGGGGGCACUCGCCUGGGCCGAGCUCACCCAGUGGUCAGCAGAUGAACAUGGCGGUCAACAGUGAAAACAUGAACAAGAACACCAACCAACAACUCCUUCCGACCGAGCCAGAGGAGUCCCUCCUCCAGCAGCCCCUGGCCAUGGGCUUCUUUGUCUCCACGGCCAAGACUGGACCUCUGCCCGACUGGUUCUGGUCCUCCUGCCCAGAAGCUGAGAACAAUUGCCCUGUCUUCCUCAAGGCUGCGUUGCAUUUACACAAUGCCUCCGUGCAGCAGAUGUCAGAUGACAUCUUGCAGACUAAACACAACCACCCGCUCGACUCAAACCUCACGACAGAUGUACUCAGGUAUGUACUGGAGAGCUACAACAGUUUGUCCUGGCUGACCGUGGAUCCGGCCAGUGGGGACAGGCGCUCCUGCCUUCCAAUCCACCUCGUAGUCCUCAUGCAGCUGUACAACACUAUUGCUGCUCUGUUCUGACAGGGGCCCACUUACUGUCGCCUCUUUGGAACCCCCAAUCGUAAAUCAGCCAGCGGACACUUUGUGUGACGUGGCAAGUGUGCUGGCAAAACUCAGACAACCACGAGAGUAACUGAGACUUGGAUAUGAGAGUUAUUUACUUGAAACAAGUCAGCAACUUUACUUUCUUUGAGUCAAGACUCUUGAAAUAACUGGAACUGGUUUCUUUGUACGUUUGGAGGUAAGGGAGAUCUUAUGCCGGCCACUGUUGCGUUUUCUUUUUCCGCCCGACAUUUCUCGAAGUUAGCCACUGAAAGUGUUCUAAAAAACGAGAUUUCGUUCAGACUGUGAAAUGACCUCAGAAUCAACCUUGCUGCAUCCAUACGUGUGAGGCCAGUUGCCCUUGUGUGGCUCAUAACAUUGAAAGAGGCCACCCCAGAGGUUUCGUCAGAAAGGCUUACGCAGGCGGCCAUUUGGUGCACCCUUUGGCGUGCGUGUUUACAUUGCUGAAUAGCAGUUCCCUGUUAGGCUGUGUGCAAGCGGUGAACCAAGUGAUUGAAGACAGCAAUCGAUUUGGCCAUCCAGAUCUUCUCAAAUUGGGGCAAAAGCUCAUAUCCCUAACCCCAAAGAGGAUGACGACCUUCAGUUGGAUUAUUGCGAGCACCUGCUGAAGCUGGAAAGCCUCUGUGAUGUGGGCAGAGUGGAUGACCCCUUGACUGGAAUCCAGAGGUCGUAAGAAUGUGCCGUAACAUAUCUGCAUGAGUGCCAAACUUAAGUUAACUGCUUCUGCGAAACUUGCAGAGAAGACCGUCCUUGCUACUCACAACCAACCAGCCAACUACAGGACUGUUCAUUUCGGAGGAGGUUUAAUAUCUCAGCAGAGUCAUUUUGACAGCGAUGUAGAAUGAGAGAGAUUAUGGGAGAAAUGUCUGCUGCCCUGUAGCAAUCAUAUCAUUGCAUCUGGACCUAAGCAUCUGCUGCCCUCUGUGGAUCACGCUUGUCACCAUUAGGUGUUUGCAUGAAGAAUUUGAGGAACAGUGUGCACAUUGUGUCAAGUCUGAACAGACCUUCACCGAAAAUCUCAGUCAAGAUUUCAAGCGACAUGAACAGCUAGACACCCCCAACCGUAUUUUGCAGAGUGAACUGUUUUGAUUUAAUUCCCUUUGUUUAUUCACUGGUUGCAAAGAACCUUGUGUCACAUUUUGCAAUGGCAGGUAGCUGCUGCACAUUGGGCCUGUUCGUUUGACACAGAUCUGGAAAGCUGGUUCACUCCAUCCAUUAGGCGGGUUCUGCCGUCCGUGAACCAGUUCUGGAUCACUAGUCACGAUCCGGAUCCACGUGAAACAAACAGAGCCUUUGUCUAUGUGUCGUUUGGGUCAAACUCUACAACCUACACAGCAGUGAGGUUUUUUUUAACCCACAAGUUGCGUAAUAAAGUGACUCCCCGAUGUGUUGCAUAUUAUGUGGGUGCUUUAAGUGCACUGCUUUAUAGGAUGGGUGCUAUAAAUAGGCACAUAAGUGCAUAGAUGUUAUGGAGUCACAGUUAAGACAGUUUGUUUUUUGAGCAGGUGUGCACUAUUUGGGUCACCUGAAAUGCUGGCAGAAAUCACAUCCUCCCCCAACCCCUUUUCAAAUGUCACCCUUGGUCGGACCCUAAAAUGUACGCAUUUCCAAUGAUUUCAUGUCAGUCCAUUGUACAGAAAAAAAGAAGAGAAAACAAAAUACAGGAUUGUUGGAAAUUAUUGCAAAAAGAUUACUGGUAACUCGUCCAAUCAAAGUGUUGAAACUUUGCAAAGUGAUUUCCAGCUUUUCAGGUACCAUUUCUGAAAAGCUCAGUGGCAUAUCAGGAAGAGCUUAUUUAAGCAAACAACACUGGCAGUCGUAGAGCUGAGAACUGACAGCCCUCGCAGAUGUUUUUAUGGUAACACAUAUCCACGGGAAUCUUGUAUUUUGCUAAAAAUCACUGUACGGGUCUUGCCCCUUCCUCCCUAAAGAAAUAUUUUGGGGUUUUUUCCGAAACCAACCUAACUGGCUGGAGUAUUGUAACAGACUGGCACUUCAUACGAUUUGGAUCGGAAUUGUUUGGAUGUAACUCCCCCUCUGAUGUGGCAGUUGACCACUACGAAUGGCACAUCUGCUCCACCAAAGAAAGAACUGUUUUGUACUUGUUGCCUCCUUCUUCCCCAAAUGGGAAAAGAAAUCCAAAACAAAAAGAAACAAAAACGAUGCCGACCAGUCACUUGCCAAUGCAAACAAGUGGCCAUGUUCAGCACCUUUCUGGAGACUCCCCUGGACACGAUGGAGCACUUCCAUGGAACCUUGCAAACAAAGAAAGAAACAAAUGCGAUUUUGGUUUGGGCAUGACAAGAAAAUGCCGCCCUGCAAAUUGAAAUGGAAAUGCACAGAAGGCUGUGACAGGUGAGAGAUCAACUUCAUCAUUGUUGCAGAUUUUGGAGCCAGGGAAAUUUUUGGAGGGGAUCUCUUACAUGACUUCUCCCUGCUUAUUUCCAGAUUAAGCAAGUUCACCACCAUUGAACCCCCUAAACCUCAUAAGGUUGAAGGAAAGGCACUCUGGUUGCGUCAUUAAAUUGAAUGUAUGGAGUUGCCAUUUGUAGUUGCGCCUCCCUCCUCCAAAGUUUGUACUAUACCACUGUGACAUAAGUUACCAAAGUUAUAGACAAAUUCUGCUCUUUUUGAGAUGCACUCUUCAGUGGUGUACUCUUGAGUGAUUUGUUUUCGAGGAAGAAACGAGGCAAAUUUGAAUUCUCAUAAAGGUGAAUCAGAGUUCUCUAUGAUUAAUUAAUUCCAGCCAUUUCGCUAGGUUGGCUAGAAGUGAUCAAUCACAAAUGAUGCAUGGAGUUGAGCCAAUAACAGGUGCAGUGACUCGCAUUCCCAACAUACCUCCAAGCUUUGGCACCCUGCCAUGAUGUUCUGUUUUUCCCGCCUCGGUGUUCAACAUCCGGAAAAUGUAUUUGGGCAACACUAUAACAUUGCUUAGUUGUGAGUUAUUUACAGGCCCCUGGUUUGAAAUACUCAAGAAUGGAUUAACACAAAAGUGUGAUAUACAGCGGUCCCAGGUCAUGAUCACAAUCCAAAGGGAUCUGACAGGAGGAAAAACAUUCACAGUGGUCUUUCAUAACUUUCUCGGUUGUGUAACAUUCUCUUUUGACCUGUGGAACCCUUACAUUUUCAGUGACUUGUUUAUGUACCUCCUCCCUAUGAAAUCUUGUAAUUUUGGAAUGAAGUCCUGGCAAACCCAAAGCAAACUGCUAGUGUACAAAAACGUGCCACGGAGGAGCACUGUGAGGGACGGUGAGCAAAUCUUGUGGGUUUGGCCGGGAGUUUGUCCAGCAAGUAGUGUUCACCGAGUGCCGAGAAAACAAGCACUAAGAAAGUACAGUCUUUCUUAUUUACUGCUGUUUGCUAAUAUGAGUGGUUAGUUUCACUUUUUUCGUUUUCUCCUCUUACGGGGAGGGCAGCAAGGAAGAAGAUUGACCAGGUAAGAUACUAUUUCUUCUUUGUUGAUGUGGGAGUAGGUCUUGGUAUGGUGCAGUGUUUUUAACAAGGUUUCUCAAAGAUGGUUUGCAGAACUCAAACAGAAGCCAUAAUGUGUUUAACACUCACAGCAACCUGUGGUAGGACAUCUCAAUAGGAUAUAUGGCAGGUACCCUGGAUGGUGAUACCUGGAGGUGUCAAACACCCCCAGUCGUUGACCUUGACCCCUGUGUAGAGUCCCGAUCAGGGGUUUGUGCCCACAAGCUGGGAUCACAGGUUCAUGGCUGGUUGACCUAAGCCUUUUGUGGUGAACCCUUGGAGGAGAAACAGGAUACCAAAUGGUAGUUUUGCAAGUGGUUUGAAUUAAAAAAAAAAGGACAUGUCAGUUCAACUGUUGGACACACAAAGUGCUGAGAAUGUUGUUACCCCUCUCCCAUUGUUUUCAUCUGCACAUUCAAAGAUACCCCGAAUGCAUUUCAGCCCAAGGCCCUACAGGGUCAUCUGGGCAUGGCACUUUUCCUUUUGAAAUUUACCUUCAACUUCAUGCACUAGAGUGUUCCUGGGGAACAAAAACACCUGUUAGAUAUUAAGAAUGGCAUGGAUACUGUUCCCCAUAUUGAACUCUCCAAUAGGGCACAGCUGUUGAAAUGGCCGGACAAAUUUCCGACAAUCCCUCACCCUCCCCUUGUAGGACUUUGUAACAUCCGUGUGCUGAUUUGACACAUUGGUUUCUGUACAUAUGUACAGAAUCUAUGGUAUAUCAUGCAGAACAAAAUGUGUACUUUGUGUUAUACAGCAGAGCGUAAGUAUUCAUUAUACAAAAAAAGAAUAUCGGUAAUAUCUACAUAAUAUAUUUUGCCUUUUGGUUUUUAAUGAAGUAUUAUCAUUAUUGUAAUAUGGUUAAUUUUCCCAUCCGUGAACAUUUGUCUUGAUGGUGACAACAUAAGUGUGUCAUGAUAGAUAAACAUUUAUUUGCCUACUUGUAUAUAAAUAUUGAAAUUAUUGUCAAUUGUACACAAACUGGGUGUAUAUCGGUGUACAAUGUUUAUGUAAGUUGAUAAAGUAUAAACUAUAAGAACUCUUUGUAAAUGUACACAAUGACUGAUGGGGCAAAACAGAAAAGAGGAUAUUUGUCUCCUUUUUUUAUUAUAAAUAUUGACAGAGAUUGUAAUCCGAGAUGAUCUAUCACCAUGGAAACAAAUUAGAUUUGGAAGAAAAAAUUCAUGGUGAGAAUUUUUUUGUUUCGUUUCAGAAAAUUGUAUUUUAUGUGUGUAUGUAUUGAAACAAAUUACCGGAUGAAGGGUGGGCACGGUGUCUGCAGUUCUUUUAAUAUGGCGAAGAAAAAUGUUAGAUCACGAGUCAUUGUUUUAGAAAUAAAUUAUGUGAGUUCUAUGUUUGAACCUAUUUGAGAGGGUGUAUAGACUCUCACACCAGGCUGUGUGUAGUCUCUUCUCAAGCUGUUAAAUGUCAUCUCGAUGAUUUGUUUUUCUUUUGGUCCCCAUAAUUAUGAUAUACUUUUCCACGUGAUUUGUAGAAAUAAAAGUAAGUUAUUUGUCUCUAGUUCAAAACCCAACAAGGGAAAGGAAACGAAA